This is a messenger RNA of Rotaria socialis, 210 nucleotides long. The record is from the annotation of a GenBank genome assembly. NCBI's taxonomy places the organism in Eukaryota, Metazoa, Rotifera, Eurotatoria, Philodinida, Philodinidae.
AUGUCAUUUUCAACUAUUUUUUAUUUAUUUGAUCCGCAAAAUUAUCAGCCGCAAAAACUUGUUUUCGCUUGGGUUUUUGCACACAUUUUUCCAUGUCCAAUACCCAUUGAAUAUUUGCAACAAUAUGCUUUAGCAAGCUGCUGCCUCGGUUUUCUCAGCUAUUAUUUAUGGUGCACAAUACAUACUGUUGAAACGUUGGGAGUCCUGUGA